This is a messenger RNA of Chelmon rostratus (copperband butterflyfish), 6461 nucleotides long. RefSeq names its product centrosomal protein 131 (gene cep131). Gene Ontology annotation, biological process: cilium assembly; regulation of centrosome duplication; intraciliary transport involved in cilium assembly. Bases 130 to 3873 code for a protein of 1247 amino acids. The record is from RefSeq and is a predicted model, not a curated record. Gene Ontology annotation, cellular component: centriolar satellite. The transcript has 29 exons. Lineage: Eukaryota; Metazoa; Chordata; Actinopteri; Chaetodontiformes; Chaetodontidae.
CCGUAUUUGUACCGAGUCAACGGACUACUUUCGCUGGGUGUCAAGGGAUUGUGUUGGAAUUAAAACAACCGUGAAGGCAACUGGAGAUUAUCAGCAAUGGUGCAAUCCAGCCUCUGAAGUUUUCUGAGGAUGCAUACAACACGUAGCCCUUCAUCCAUCCCGACAAGUGUCUCAGGAGAUGCCUUGGACCUCAGCUUGUCAGGUGCCCAGCUUUCUAUGUCCAAAAGACCCAGCAGUGCAUCACCUGGGAAGUACUUCUCUCGGUCUGUGUCGGUGUCUGUGGCCAGUGACAGCAGAGGAAAACGCAACACCCUGAGCGAUGCCAGCUGUGGUAGCUCCCGCUCCAUCAAGAACCUUAGGAGGUCCAACAGCACCACUCAGGUUAAUCAGCAGGCCAACAUCAGUUUAAGUCAGGACCAGAGUGAGGACUACCUCACCCUGUUUGACAGCAGCUCAGAUGGACGCAAGAAACUGUCCAGCCUCAGCAAGGCCUCACCGGACAGAACCACAUGGAACAUCCUGGACGAUCAGCCCAGAGCCUUCCCCCUGCACUCGAGCUCCCGCAGCACUGGCAGUGUAGACUCUCCCACCAGCCUGAAGAAAAGAGAGCCUGGCAUCGCUCUGGCUGCCACUUUCACUGCCAACAACAGGAGCAACAAGGGAGCUGUUGGGAAUUCUGUCACCACCAUCUUACACAACAACUAUUCUGAGAAACCUCUCACACCUAAGAGCUCCAACCAGAAGCCUUCGUUUAACAACAUCCUGAAGGCCACAGCAAACGAUGAGGUGUCACUUGAGAAUGGCUCCCUGACAAAGUCCCAGAAGAACUUCUCUUCAGCUUCCUCCAGCUCAAACAACAGAUCUCCAGUUUCGGCCCAGCGCGGCAGCCCUGUCCUGCCUCGAAGGAGGGAGGUCACCGAGGAGGAGGCUGAGAGGUUUAUUCAGCAGGUGAACCAGGCAGCACUCACCAUCCAGCGCUGGUACAGACGCCAUGCCAAGAGACACCACGCUGACCAGGCAGCACUCAAACACAUCCUUGCCAGUAAAAGAAAGGAGUGGGAGGAGAGAACAGAGGAGGACAGUCGCCCGGAGCAACAGCAGAAAAAGGAUGAAGACAGAAAACGGAUCCGUGAAGAGAAAGCUCGUCUGGCCCGCCUCGCUGCCAUCCAGGAGCUGCAGCAGAAAAGAGCGCAGCGGGUUGCAGAGGUGCAGCAUGCAGCCGAGGUGGAGAUGGAAGGCCUGAGGCAGACUGGUGUGGUUGGACGCAAGAAGCCACCCAAGAUUUCUCCCACCAACAGAAGUCCGGCCUCACCAUGCAACAACAGCCCGAUGUCGCCCACGGACGUCAAAGCUAAGAACACAGAUUCCAAUCUGAACGUUGUGGCUGACUUAGGUGACCUGAGCUUCCGAGCCAUUUCCCCAGCUUUGUCCAAUAACAGAUGCUCUCAGUGUUCCCAGGAUCAGGAGGACAGAGUGGAGGUAGUCAUUUGCCUGGAGCAGCAGCAUCAGGAGGAUGACAGGAAAUUAAUUCGCAAAGAGAAAGCUCGUCUGGCUCGCCUCGCAGCCACACAGGAGCUACAGCAGAAAAGAGCUCAGCGGAGUUUAGACGUACAGCAUGUUGCUGGGGAGGACCAGGAAAACACGAGACAGACCGCUGGGGUUGGACGCAAGAAACCGCCCAAGAUUUCUCCAAUCAACAGAAGUGGAGCCUCACCGAGCAACAACAGCCCGAUGUCGCCCACAGAUGUGAAAGCUAAAAACACAGACUCCAAUUUGAAUAUUGUGGUGGAGUUAGGUGACCUCUCCAGCUUUAGAGCUGUUUCCCCGGCUUUGUCCAAUUGCAGAGGUUCCCAGUCUUCCCAGGAGAUCCUGCAGAGGUCGGUGAGUGUGGAGGACCAGCGGCAGGGAGCUUUGUCCAGCAGGGCUCAGUCCAAAACCACCCUCAAUGAGCUGCUGGACACCCUGAAGCUGUUAGAGGAGGAACCAGAGAGGCUGUCAGAGCCAAAGUGCUACCGCAAAGAGAAAUAUGCCUGGAUAGAUGAGGACGGAGACUCCAACUCUCUGACCACCGACAACCUGGAGCGUCACGGCCAGCUGAGUCACCACCCUGCACUGCCAGACGGGGGCGCCCUGCUCUCCGAGGCCAAGCUGCAGAGCAUCAUGAGCUUCCUGGAUGAGAUGGAGAAGUCUGAACAGGAGAGACCACGUUCUGUUACUUCAGGGUCACACAGAGAGGCUGUGUUGUCAGAGGAGGAGCUGGUUGGUGUCGAGCAGGCGUCCGCCACCGCCGCCGAAGUCACCGGCUCCAUGAUGAGAAUCAAGCUGGAGCUGGAAGAGAAGAAACGCACCGUCAACAUGUUGCAGACUGCGCUGGCCCAGCAGAGAGAGCUGACGGUGAGACAUGUGAAGGAGACCGAGAAGGAGCUGAAGAGGAACUUCCAGCUCCAGAAGGAACAAUAUGAGUCCACCAUCCAGAGACACCUCACAUUCAUUGAUCAGCUGAUCAACGAUAAAAAGGCUUUGAGUGAGCGCUGUGAAGGUGUGGUGGGAGAACUGAAGCAGGUUGACCAAAAGUACACCAAGAAGAUCACUCAAAUGCAGGAGCAGCAUGAAAUGGAAAUCAAGAAGUUAAAAGAGCUAAUGAGCGCCACCGAGAAGAUCCGCCGGGAGAAAUGGAUUGACGAGAAAACCAAGAAGAUUAAAGAGAUCACUGUCAAAGGUCUGGAGCCAGAGAUCCAGAAGCUGAUUUCUAAGCACAAACAGGAGCUGAAGAAGCUGCGGACGCUCCACGAGGCGGAGCUGCUGCAGGCGGACGACCGGGCGGCCCAGCGCUACGUCCGCCAGUGUGAGGAGCUCCGCCAGCAGCUGGAGAGGGAGAAGGAGGAGCAGUGUCAGAGAGAGAGGGAGCUAGCCAAACAGAGAUAUGAGAAGCAGCUUCAGGAGGAGGAGCUGUCCCUGCAGCAGCAGAGGAGGCGUCUCUACAAGGAGGUGGCUGAAGAAAAGGAGAGGCUGGCUCAGCUGGCUGCAAGGCAACGCGCUGAGUUGGAGGACCUGCGGAGGCAGCUGGAGGAGAACAGCUCUCUGGCUGGACGAGCCCUCAGAGACGAGCUGGACAAGACCAGAGAGGAGCAGGAGAGGAGACACCAGGUGGAGAUGAAGGCAUUAAAAGAACGUCUGGAUAUCGAGAAGCAGACCUGGGAAGAAAACUACAAGAAAAAAGAGGAAGUGUGGCUGCUGAGCCGCGAGCGCGAGCUCAAAGAAGAUCUGCGACGAGAACGCGACAAAGAGAUCGAGCUCGCCAUCUGGACGCUGGAGGAGGAGACCAGCAAGGACAAAGAGGAGUGUGAGAGGGGAGCUGAAAACAGGGUGAAGCGUGUGAGGGAGAAGUACGAGGCUGAGCUGAGGGAGCUGGAGCUCUCUGAGAGGGCGGCUGUGGAGAAACAACAAGAGUUGAGGAGGCAGCAGAUGGAGACGGAGGGAGAGCUGAUGAGACUCCAGGCUGUGCUCAGACAGAAGGAACAGGAGACUGAAGACAUCACACAGACCAGGGACAAGCUGGUGGAUGAGCGCCGCAGCCUGGCGGAGGUGAUACGGCAGGAGUUUGCCGACCGGCUGGUGACGACGGAGGAGGAGAACCGCAGGUUGAAAGUGGAGGUGUCAGAAGUUCGAGCGAGGCUACGGCUGGAGGUGGAGAGGGUCACCAGGGAGAAGGAAGAGGAGCUGGCUGAAGUUCACCAACGAGUGAAAUCGGCCAUCUUGAAGAAGGAAGAAACUGUCAGCUGUCUCCGGAAGCAGCAUGAGGCUGCCCUGAAGAGGGCGGAUCACCUCGAGGCCCUGUGGGAACAGCAGAGGAAGCAGCUGCUGGAGAAGUGACGGACAGGAAGGCCUAGUUCUGUCCUCCGUCCUCCUCCUCUCCCUCUGCUCUGAGCUCCAGGCAUUGUGUCGCUCAAGCCCCCACAUGAAUCCCCCCCCCCCACCUUUGGAUGUUGUUCCAGCCAGCGAGACUGAACCUGUGGAACUUCAGAGGGUCCAACAAGUGACUGAACCUUGUCCUACCUCAUUUGAAAAAUAGAAAAUGGGGAAAUGCGCUUGGCCUCACUGUAUUGCCCCCUCCCACCCCCCAGGCAUGAAGGAGCGUGUUGUGUUGCAACUUCCCUAAUUUAAAUGCCACAGACCAGGUGGCACCAGAUGAAAAGACCACGGAUGGACUUCCCAUUCUUCUUCUUCUUCUUCCCUUUCCAGAGGAGCAUUACUGCAGUUUCUGUGACCCCCCCCCCCCCUACAGUCAGUGGGAGCUGGAACGCCUCCAUGUUCCCCACAGAGAUGCCACAGAGAACAGUUCCAGAUGUUUCUGAAACCAGCCCAGGCCUGCACUGGUGUGAAGUGGGAGAAAAUGGGUGGGGGGGGUUGCUCUUUCUAGAGGACCACGGACUCACGGAUCAGUCAGCAUCAGAGCUACAGUUUGAGCUUCAAGUCAAGCUCCCGGUGCCCCCUUUUUUCUGUCGAGUCGCGUGUUCAGUCCCGGUGCCCCCUCGAGGUCGAGCGCUAAUUACAGGAUCUAUAAACUCUCCCUCGCUGCAGCCCUGUGACCCGCUCUGAGCGCGUCUGGAUCCAGCACAGAAGUUAGAAGUAAUCUGCUAGCAGUGGCUCCAGACUGAGGUUAGAGCGCUUGUAGAAUGUUGCUAGAAGGAGGGAUGGGACGUGUAGGCAGCUGGAAGGAAAACGAGUGAAGAAAAGUGGCGUGUCUGACGGCGUGCUCGAGGCCAAAGACAGACGAUUGUAGAGCGGCUUUGAACGUUUCUGAAUGUGAGGAAGAAAGAAGAGGAUGUGGGGCGGAGGGGAGAAGGAAUGCGCAUAGAAAAUGUUUAUAGGAUUAGGAAAGCAGAGCCGGGACAGAGCGGGCUGGUAGGAGGGUUUGAGAGGGUAUGAGGCAUGUGACCAGAGGUAUGUUAAAAGCCAUAUAGGUUUUGUUUGGCCUGAUUCAGAGGCUGCACUCCGACAGAACACAUCAAACUCGACAGUUAAAGGGGGUCUGGAGUCGCACACAUAUGUAAACUGUCUGCUUUGGACCCUCCUGCUCUGCUCAGGAGCCACCGCCUCUCAUCACUUGCAAAUUUGUGUUUCACUGUUUUGUUUUUUUCUCUCAAAUGUUCCUUUUCUGAUGUCUUAACCAUAAACCCAGAACACAGACACAGAAGGUCUUUGUGGAUAAGAUUUCAGUGAGAAGGGUCCAUAGCAUGAGUUAGCGAGGGGCGGGGGGGGGGGCUGUAACAAGAGUUUGUGCUGCGGAGAGAAACUCUAAACCUGGAAGUCAAGCCUGUUAUUAAGGCGCAGCGUGAAGUGAAAGAGCGCUCUGAUGUGAUUGUGAAGACGCCACGGGCUCCAGAUUCGACCUCGUAUCAGAAGAUAUUUAUUCUCUCUCUCUAUUUAUUUUCCAGAGUCGCGCUCUUUCGUGACCUUUGUCGUGUUUCUGUUCCACAGAAAGGUCGAGGAUUUGAAGUCGUGUUUCUGAAAGCUCGUCAGCACAUCAACAAGUGUUUUUAAUUCCUUCAGCAACAACACUGAACAGUUCGUUGGCAGAGCCGAACAUUUAUAACUAUGCCAUUUUGAGAUGGUUUAAAUACAGUAUGUCAGGUUUUUCUGACGUGGAAGUCGUCCGAGCCACAAUGUUGAGGGUUCAUAUGAAGGGUAGUGUCGUGGAAGGGUUGGGGUUAAUGUAGUCCAGCUUUAUGGGUAAUGCAGUUUCUGACCUCAGGCAAAUUAAAUCAGUGAUUUUUAACCAAUAAAGCAAACAUUUAGACCAAUUCCAAACCUCCUCAUACAACAAAAAUCAGAUCAAAUCCCAGACUGCAGUCUUUUAGGGAACCAGUUGACGUGUCAAACAUCACUGUGGGUUUCACAGUCAAGCCGAGAUUCGCCGUGAGUCACAAGGACUUUGGCGUGGAGGCCCGGAGGCCUCGGUGCGCCGCAGUUUGCUCGCAGCCCCUCGCUGCUCUGCUGGUGUUGGCACAGCACACGGGGCUGUUGGCCUCCGACACGGGAGGGUGGCGAUGUGAGUUGGCAUUCCUCGCGCAUGCCCGUCCUACAAGUGCCAAUGAGCCUUGCCUUUGUGUCCAUGUGUGUGUUUGUGUGCCACCAUUCCUCCCGUUUUGACCUGAGAUGACCCUCGUGGUGUCAGAUACACACUCACACAUACACACACACACACACACACACACACACAAGGCCCUUUUUUUUCCAUUUGUUACUGUGUGUACAAACCAUUCCAGCUGUCGUCGGUUAUUGUUCUGAUUUCCAUUUCCAUGUGUAGCCCUCUGUGCCCGAACACGUAGCUCUUACACACACUGUGUUCUUCUUGUUUUAGCCUAGUUUUUAUUGUCAUUCACGCUGACGGUUCUGAAACUGUGAGGACGAUUGUGACUGAUCUCUCAGCAAAAAGAGAAUAAAAAGCAAAGACUGUU